Sclerotinia borealis F-4128 is the source of this 1437-nucleotide messenger RNA. The record is from the annotation of a GenBank genome assembly. Lineage: Eukaryota; Fungi; Ascomycota; Leotiomycetes; Helotiales; Sclerotiniaceae.
AUGGCGAAUAAUACUAUGGGCACUUGUCCUAUAGGUGGCCUGAGACCAACCUUCCUCGGAUGCUGCACCAGUAACCCAUGCAACGGCAAAGGCUGUCCAGCAACUGAUCUUCGAGCAGCAGGACUCGGACUUGGACUUGGACUUGGAGAAGAAGUGUCACUUAGUCUCGGCUCUUAUUGGCCGAAUGUUUAUUGUUCUUCUGGAACUUGGUGGAUAUGUGCAAGCCAUAACCCUUCUUUUCAAGGUUGCUGUGAUAGCAAUCCAUGUUUUGGAAAUGCUACUAGAUGUCCCCAAUCUGAACUACAUCCUGCUGCUUUCAAAUCUGUGACUACUGCUUCGACUUUUCCGGGUUCGCAAAAUACUACUUUCCGAACGCUUACCCUCCCGAUGGCUACCUUUUCAACCGCUACCUUCCCGGCGGCGACUAUUUCUGGAGCAAUCACUACUGACCAGCCUCCGAUAUCAGGAUAUACAGGAUCAUCGAGGACCAUUCCUUGGAACACGAUAGCCUGCGCAACGCAAACUUCUUCGAACUACACAAAUUCGAAAAACGAACCUACAACAGCAUCGAACCUCUACUUUCAUACAUCCAGUACAUCACUCCCCACCGAAACUGGAUCAUCGAACACGUCAUACACGUAUCUUAGCAAUACUAGCAACAACGGUAAUGGUAUGGUAGCUGGACCCACUACAGUGACUAUAACAUCAAUAUCCACCUUUACAGCCGUCCGAAUCUCAGUGUAUAGAGUACCUUACAGUUUGUUAGACUCUACUUAUUCCUCGAUUUCCUCACCUUUACCCACAAACACAAUACUUUACACUUCAAGCUCCCUCGAAUCCACAUCUAUCCCAUCUCCUCUCCACGCAGCCGUCUCUACAUCACUACCACCUGCCACCGGCGCCACUCUUCCAUCCGGUACCACCGCCGACUCAAAACUUGUCGCUUGGGGAGCCACGGGCGGUAUCGCUUUUAUCUUCAUCUUUACUUUUGUAUCCUGGUGGAUACGACAUCGCAAGAAGAGAAUCAACAAUAACGAGAAGACAAUCACGAGCUUCUCAUCAUUUGCCUGGCUACCAUGGAGAAAGAGAAAGAAGGACCUUCCCAGAACAUCCCUUUCUACUUAUCCCUUCAAAGGAAUGGCACCUUCUACAUCGGUCAACAAUGAAGAAGUGGUUAAUGAGACAUGGUCUGCUAGUUUGAGAGAUUAUCGAAAUCUUGGGGAUAUGAUGACUGCGGCGAGAUAUGAUUCACAUUCGCGAAACGUAAUACCACCACAUCUAUCCGGAUAUGAAUCAAACUAUUCACAACCAUUCCAAUCGCAAACUCGACAUACGUCUGAAUGUACAAAUCCUGUUGGAGUGGGCAUAGAUAGGAAUUCUUUUGGUCAAAGAAUGGUGCAGAGGGGUUGGGAUGGAAUUGAUCUGCAAAAUGAUUAG